Molecule: messenger RNA, 798 nt
Organism: Trichomonas vaginalis G3
Lineage: Eukaryota; Parabasalia; Trichomonadida; Trichomonadidae
Product: MULE transposase domain-containing protein
Exons: 1
Source: RefSeq, a predicted model, not a curated record
UUGGACGGUACCUUUAAAAUCGUCCCAAGACAGUUCGAUGACAAGGGUCAACUCCUUACAUUAAUGGUGCUUGACCAAACAACGAAUGAAUACAUUCCUGUUGUCCACAUUCUUAUGAAAUCUCGGACAGCAGAAGCGUAUACAACCGCAUUUUCCGCAUUAAUUUCAAUAAUUGGGUUCAACAAUUUCAAAACUGUUUACGUAGAUUUUGAAAUCGCACUUUACAAAUCCAUUAAAUUAUUUUGUCCAAACGCAAAGGUUACUGGCUGCUUAUUUCAUUAUCGCCAAGCAUUAAUUCGCAAAAUAAAAGAAUUAUACCCGAAACAAGAGAUACCAAAAGAGAUUUUUACACUUUACCAAAUUUAUUCCUCAUUACCUUUCGUCGAAAAAGACUCAUUUUAUCAAAUACUUAAAUUAAUCGAUGAGUCAUCCUCAGAAAUUGCAAAGCCGUUCGUAAAUUACUAUAAAAAAGUAUGGAAGAAAGAUUAUGAGUUCAUUAACCAAUUAGAUUCAGAGGAUGAUAUCUACACAAAUAAUGCUCUUGAAUCCUUCCAUUCUUUGCUUUCGAAAGAAUUAGAAAAUGCCCAUCCUAGCCUCGAAAUAAUGAUUGCAAUCUUAAUGAAAGUCGAUAAACACUUGUUGGAUAAACAAUUACUCAGUACAAAACCAGCAAAACAUCCUGUCAAUUAUACAAAGUCCACAGCAAAUAUUAAAAAAAGCAAUUACAAAUUAUUUAUCCGAAACAAAUCGAAAUUCCAAGAAAAAAUUCAAAUAAAUUUCAACAGUCAAAUCAAGUAA